Messenger RNA from Moneuplotes crassus, 1311 nucleotides. Lineage: Eukaryota; Ciliophora; Spirotrichea; Euplotida; Euplotidae. The record is from the annotation of a GenBank genome assembly.
UGACAAUGAUUACAAAUCACCUAAAUAUGAAGAAAAUCCUUUUCGUAUUGGCCCUAUUUAUUGCUCUCAGCUACGCUGAUGGAGAAUGUGCAGUCAUAAAAUGCGGCAACAUUAAGAAAGAUGGAGACACUCACUUCUGCGCACAGAGAAUUGACGGAACAGAAGGCAACCCUACUUCAUUGAGGGCCAUGAAGUGUCCUUCCGGUCAGUUCUGCCAAGCAGGUGCUUGGCCUGAUCCAAUGAGUGCUAUGGCAUAUUACGAUACUUUGGUUUGUGGAGAUUUAAGUCCUAACGGCUUCCCCCAAGAGUUUACUCCUGUUGCUGGGGUAGGCUUAGAUGGAGACUAUUGUAUUUCCGUUGCUGAUUGCUUUACGUCUACUGAGAAUGCAGCUAUUUGCCAAACUAAUGUUUGCAGAGCCUCAACUAUGAGUGGAUCUGCAUGUGCUGGAGACUCAAGAAAUUGCCCAAUCGGCCACUUUUGUAGCAAUGAUAAUGUAUGCGCUCCAUUAUUGAAAAGAGGAGAAUUUUGCUCUGAAGAUUCACAAUGUGAAAGAAAUCAUGACUGUAUCAAAACUGAAAAAGAUAACAAUUUUGUAUGCACUGCUUAUGGAAGUUUAAAAAAUGGAGAUUUGUUCCAAAGGAGUCCAAGUCAUAACGAUGUAACUCCAAUGGGAUUCCUGAAAGAAGCUAGACAGAACGGUAAUUCUGUUGGAGAGGUUCCCGUAUAUGUUUCCAAUGUAUGCAAAACAACAGGAGAAGUAACUGUCGCUUACUAUCAACAAUGCAGAUAUCAUAUGAGAAAUAAAGACCAAACCUACAUGAAAAAAAAUAUAAUGGAAAACUGCGUAGUUUUUGGGUUCUCAGAUGAGAAUCCUGACAAUUAUAAUCAGCCAAUAUUUGAUGAAACGGUUCCUCUUUGUGGGUUUAACAAAAAUAGUAAACCUAUCUGUCCUCUAUUCCUCGGAGAUGACUACAUCCAAAAGCUUCUAAGUAAAUUACAAGGCUUGUUUAGCAAAAUGAACUGUCACAGACUCUCAGGUGUUACCAAUUUUGGUGGUGGGUCUGUCUGUAAUGACUUCUACAAGAUUGGAGACACCAAGGGUGCCUUCAAUCUUUUCAGACUUAGCCAGGUUCUCGAUUCCCAAACAUGGGCGAACACUGCUAAUAAUGCUAGGUGCGUAGCCAAGACCGUCACCUACAGAAACUGGUUCGGAUUUGAGAAAUAUUUCCUUGAAGAAGGAGAAGAAGAAAACCAGGAGUCCCAAUAACUUCUAAUAUGAUGGAAUUAAAGCUUCAAUUGGGUCAAGGUUA